Messenger RNA from Haemonchus placei, 660 nucleotides. NCBI's taxonomy places the organism in Eukaryota, Metazoa, Nematoda, Chromadorea, Rhabditida, Trichostrongylidae. The record is from the annotation of a GenBank genome assembly.
AUGACCGAAGAGGACCCGGAAACUACUGCUGAGGAGGUGGUGUUAAAGGUGGUCGUGUGUGGCGAUGGAUCCUCGGGUAAAACAUGCUUGUGCCAGCGAUUUGUCAAGGACUCUUUCGAGCGAACCUAUCAUCAGACCUUGGGAUUGGACUUCUUUUCAAAACGGAUAUCGCUUCCAGGGGAUAUACAAGUAUGGGACAUUGGGGGCCAGAGUAUCGCCGGCGAGAUGAUCGACAAGUAUAUUUAUGGAUCACAUGCAGCUUUAAUCGUGUAUGACGUCACUAAUAUGAGCUCUUUCGAUAACACUCAGGAUUGGUUGAAUGUGAUUCGCCGAGUGACAAAAACUCAAGAAAAGCCUCCACAAAUCGUCCUCGUCGCCAACAAAGUGGAUGAAGAACGUCUUCGGAAGGUAUCAGUCGAUGCCCAUUGUGCUUUUGCAAAGCAGCACGAUCUGAAAGCGUUCUAUGUGUCGGCUAAGACCGGGGACUCGGUCGUUAUGAUGUUCAGGUGUGAUAAUUUUUAUUUUGAGGUGGAAAAAAUUAGAAUGGGUUUGUACUGCGUGAAACUGUCGAGUGUAAAGAUACCCUACGCUCCUAUACCGACAUCCUCUUUGUGUUUUUUGGACUUUUUUUUUACUGAAAUUUACGACGCAAAUGUUUAG